UUUCUAAGUACAAAGAAUUUAUAUUACAGUAGUAGAAGGUUGAAGGAUCAAUCAUAGUUAAGUACCUCAAAAUAAAAUUAUAAUAAACUUGAAGUUAUUAACAGAAUAAUUUAACUCAGAGUAAAAAGCGUGGGGUGCUUGAUAUAGUAUGUAUUAUAAUCAUUCUAUUGGCUACUAUCUAUAAGAGGAGAAUUAUGAAAACGAAGUAAAAUGCACAUAUAAGUUACAACUUGAUGAUAUAAUUUUAAGGUAAUAAAUGUUAGAUCCAACCUUAUUCAGCAAAUUGUCGUACCCUAACAUCAGAACCCUAACAUGUUUUUAUUACGUCAUUGGUUGUUUGACGCACUUUGUGGUUUUUUGACGAUAUAACUUGGUUUGUUUUUGUAGUGUUGCUAGGUAACGGUGGUAUUGAAGUAAACUUUAUACAGUGGAAUAUGGAUAUCGCAAGAAUCUAUAAAUAAUAUCAAAACGCGUUAAAUAGACCACCAUGGAUAUUGAAUACAGAAUAUUGAAUUUAUAUUCAAAUAAACAAUACGAUGAAUGUCUAAAGCUUUGUAUUUUUGCCUUACAAGAUAAAGACGAUCGUACGAUUGAAUUCGUGCAAAUGAGAGUCAUGACUAUUCAAGCAAAAAUAGCUGGAAAUGGUUACGAAGAAGUUGAGUAUUAUCAACAAAACGACGAUUUUAAUUCUGUUGGCAUUGCUAAAACACCGAGAGUAGGUACCUCAUUUCAAAGGGAGAUAAAAAAUAAUCAACAUUUUGGGACUGCUAAGAAGCGCGCAGCUGUGACUGCCACUACGCGUCAACGUACAGGCAUAAACGUAGCAGUUUCUCGAAGUGCAAGAACUGCGCUACACACAGCAUCGCGUAUGUCUCGCGCAGCAACAUCCAUCGUAGGAGAUACGUCUUUCACUGUUGCCACACCCUUAUCACUUCGCUUGCUUAGCAAGGAAGACAAUUUAUUUGUCCCAGCAGCUAAAACUUUUUUUGAAUAUGUGUUCUAUUGUGAAGGAGAUGUUCGAAAGGCUAUGGACGUGGCUUUCCAAGCACUUAAAACCGGAGAUGCUACGGACUGGUGGUGGAAUUUUUCACUAGCCCGUUGUUAUAAUGCAUUAGGGAUGUAUAGAAGUACAGAAGAAUCUCUACGUCAAGCUCUCAAACAGAAUAAACACAUUAGUAUAUAUCUACGUUUGGUUGCAAUGUACGUUGGACUUAACCAACCUCUAUCAGCAUUAGAAAUAUGUAAACAAGGGUUAUCUGUUUUUCACGGAUAUACUCCACUUCUCUUAGAACAAGCCAGGGUACAUGAUGAGAUGGGGAAUACUGCUUUAGCAGUUAAAGAAUAUCGGUUGGUGGCUAUUGAAGAUCCUUCUAAUGUAGAGGCUAUAGCAAAUAUUGCCAUGUAUAAUUUUUAUAAUGACCAGCCGGAAAUAGCUUUGCGUUAUUACAGGAGGUUAUUAGCAACAAAUUCGUCAGGUCCAGAAAUUUAUAACAAUCUCGGCUUAUGUUGCUUGUAUUGCAACCAAUGGGAUCUUAUUAUUCCGUGUUUUAGACAGGCUUUGUAUUUCUCUACCAACCCCGCAACUCGAGCAAACAUUUGGUUCAACAUUGCACAUGUUGCUUUGUCCACGGGUGACAUGACGUUAGCUCGACGUUGCUUACAAGUGAGUCUUGCAGUGAAUUCAGAAAAUGAAACCACGUUAAAUGCCCUAAAUGCAUUAGAUUUUCGUUUAAGGGCGCGGAGAAUAAUUGUAAAAUAAACACAAUUAAAAUAAAA
Manduca sexta (tobacco hornworm) is the source of this 1776-nucleotide messenger RNA. RefSeq names its product tetratricopeptide repeat protein 8 (gene BBS8). The record is from RefSeq and is a predicted model, not a curated record. Gene Ontology annotation, biological process: non-motile cilium assembly. NCBI's taxonomy places the organism in Eukaryota, Metazoa, Arthropoda, Insecta, Lepidoptera, Sphingidae. Gene Ontology annotation, molecular function: protein binding. Gene Ontology annotation, cellular component: non-motile cilium; ciliary basal body; BBSome. The transcript is spliced from 5 exons. The coding region runs from base 488 to 1759 and encodes 423 amino acids.